GCUGUAAGAAUGGAGCCAUCACAUAAGCAGAUGUUCAAACACAAAGGAGCCUAUUUUCUCCAAGACACAAUUACAGCAGAAUACAUUGAUUCACUGGAGAAUUUUGAAAUCAGAGACAGUGACAUAUUUCUGGUCACUUUUCCAAAAUCAGGCACUAUAUGGACACAGAAUAUUUUGAGCUUGAUUUGCCAUGAAGGUCAUCGAAAUGGAACUGAAGACACUGUCCUGAUAGACAGAGUUCCAUGGCUGGAAUACAUUGAUUCCAAUAGCGAUUAUGCUAAUCGUCCAUCGCUUCGUCUCUUCACUACUCAUCUGCCCUAUGAUUUAGUGCCAAAAGGAUUUAAAAAUGGAAGAGGAAAGAUUAUUUAUGUAGCCAGAAACCCAAAGGAUGUCUUGGUCUCAUACUAUCAUUUUUCUAAAGUUUCUGUCCAAAUGGAAGAUGAAGAAGACUUUGACAUUUUUAUGGAGAGGUUUUUAUCUGGUAAAGGCCUGGAUCUGAGGAGCUCUGUAUUGAAAAUAUGCAACUUCCUAGGAAAGAGACUGACUGAAGAGGAGUUGGAUGAUAUUGUGGAUAAGGCUUCAUUUGGCAAAAUGAGUGUGGAUCGUAGAGCUAAUUAUACAACCAUGCCCCCUGAAAUCCUAGAUUUCACCAAAGGACGCUUUCUGCGCAAAGGUACUGUUGGAGACUGGAAAAACACAAUGACAGUUGCACAGAGUGAAAGGUUUGACAGUGUCUUUAAGGAGAGGAUGGAAAAGCUACCCUUCAAGUUCUGCUGGGAUAGCAAUGAAUUUUGAAAUACAAUGGACAAACCCAGCUCUAUAGCUUUAUACAGAUUUUUUCUUUGGUGAAGCAAUA
Sceloporus undulatus (fence lizard) is the source of this 856-nucleotide messenger RNA. Its product is annotated as amine sulfotransferase-like. The coding region runs from base 10 to 795 and encodes 261 amino acids. The transcript has 6 exons. Gene Ontology annotation, cellular component: cytoplasm. Gene Ontology annotation, molecular function: sulfotransferase activity. Gene Ontology annotation, biological process: sulfation. The record is from RefSeq and is a predicted model, not a curated record. Lineage: Eukaryota; Metazoa; Chordata; Lepidosauria; Squamata; Phrynosomatidae.